AUGGCGGUCAAUCUUGUUAUCAACCUAAACGCAGCCCUAACCAUCCCGCUUAUCCACAUUCACUGUUGGCUAGACUCAACCGUGGCGCUAUAUCGGAUAAAAGGGAAAGGUGACCACCGACAAUUUGUGAUGAAUCUGGUGCAGAAGAUACGACAGCAUGGCGAAGUGACAUGGCAUCAUGUGCCUACAAGAGAGAAUCCCGCUGAUCUAGGAAGUAGGGGAGAUGACGUUAAGGACAACCAAUUGUGGAAAGAAGGCCCAGCUUGGCUGAACGAUCCAUCCAGAUGGCCCCAAGACGUGACACUAGUUCCUGAUGAGCAGACUAGAGCAGAAGAGAAGGUGAAAGUAAAGAACGAAAUCGCAGCAGCGACCGUUAUCAAGUCAGAUGUCUUUGAUGAGCUACUCGAAAAAUACCAUCUCCCGAAAGUAUUGAGAAUUCUCGGUUAUGUUCGACACUUUGUUUCAAACUGCAAACGCCAAACCGAAGAGAAAGUGACGGGUCCAAUUUCUACUGAUGAGGUUGAACAGCAGGAACUCUGGUGGAUUAGACAAGCACAGCAAGCAGUUCAAGAUGAUGCCCAAUUUCGAACAGAUCAACUGCGAUUGAACUUGUUGCAGAACGAUUAA
Paramuricea clavata is the source of this 627-nucleotide messenger RNA. NCBI's taxonomy places the organism in Eukaryota, Metazoa, Cnidaria, Anthozoa, Malacalcyonacea, Plexauridae. The record is from the annotation of a GenBank genome assembly.